Molecule: messenger RNA, 1074 nt
Organism: Adineta ricciae
Lineage: Eukaryota; Metazoa; Rotifera; Eurotatoria; Adinetida; Adinetidae
Source: the annotation of a GenBank genome assembly
AUGAAGACGUUUAAAUCACUUACUUUCAAAUCAAGAAAGGAAUCGAUUGUACUCUUUAUCAUAUUAUUGAUUUUCAUUAGCUGCUAUCAAUGGUUUGUAAACAAACCACCGUCUACACAUCAACUAAUUCCACAAAUACCUUCUAGUUUAUCACGAGAGAUCACUGAACCGAAGACUCUCAUCUAUCAUCAUCCACUUUGUUCAUGCAAUCGAUCAUAUACUGCACAGAACCUGAUUGAUAAUAAAAAUUCUCAGUCACUUUGCAGUCAAUACUCCACAUAUCGCGGUUUACAUCAACGUAUUAUAGCAAUCAGUAUGUACGGUCCAAAAGAAAAUGCUUUGUUUGCAUUUAAUGCAUCGUUAAAUUUUCUCCAUCAACUUAUCAUUGACAUGAAGAAAAUCUAUCCCAAUUGGAUUCUAAGAGUUUAUCAUGAUGCAUCGAUCAAAACUGACGUUAUCUGUCCGAUUGAAUGCAUUCAUGAUCAUGUCGAUUUUUGCAAUACAAAUGCAUUAGAAAAGUAUAGUAAUGUGAAUGAUUAUAUUCCACCAAAGAUAUGGCGGUUUUUACCAGCUGGGGACACGUUCGUCGAUGUUAUGGGUAGUCGUGAUCUUGAUUCGCCAUUAGGUCAACGUGAACUAGACGCUGUUAACGAAUGGCUAUCAUCGAAUAAAUCUUGGCAUGCUAUGCGUGAUCAUCCAUAUCAUGCUGUUCCGAUGCUUGGUGGUAUGUGGGGCUUUCGUCCAGAACAGAAUCGAAAAUUCUCUGCUGAGCUAUUACAAAAAAUGUUAGAUCGUUCAUUGAUUACACGUUAUGGUACUCGUAAUGAUCAAACAUUUCUCACCGAACAAGUCUGGCCUCAUAUUCAAAAUGAUGUCAUUGUACAUGAUGGUUUUCUAUGCACAACAUGGUAUGGUAAAAAUUCUCGACCAUGGCCAACGCGUCGGCCGCCAUUCAAUGGUACUGAUUGUUUUGUUGGUUGCGUUCGUCCCUGUUGUACACCAACGAAGACUCCUUUUGGUGAAUGUCCUGUUGCUUGUCGGCCAAAAGAGCAUGUAAAUUGGACAUACUGCUAG